Molecule: messenger RNA, 4709 nt
Organism: Galeopterus variegatus (Sunda flying lemur)
Lineage: Eukaryota; Metazoa; Chordata; Mammalia; Dermoptera; Cynocephalidae
Gene: HEG1
Product: heart development protein with EGF-like domains 1
Exons: 18
Coding region: 1-4086 (1361 amino acids)
Biological process (GO): heart development
Molecular function (GO): calcium ion binding
Source: RefSeq, a predicted model, not a curated record
AUGAGUGAGCCACUGCUUCUGGUGGGAGUGGACCAGAGCCGGGAAAAUGUUGAGAACCAUGGAUCUAGAACUGCACUGUCUACUACUGUAAGGAACCACUGGCCAGAAAGUAACACUGAACCCCACACAGAAAACAUUACCUUCUAUCGAAAUCAAGAGGACCUUUCAUCAGUGGCCUCCAAAGAGGGCGUGAUAGUUCAGACCUCUAGCAGGAACCACGCUUCUUCGGAUGCUCCAGAAACCCUCACUGUGUUAACUGAAACAGCAAAUACUGGAGGAAGGAACGAGUCUUCAGGCAGAACAAAGUUCACCAUUUCACCUGUGGGGCACUUGUCUGAGAUAGCAACAGCUCUGACCUCCCAGAGCAGCACCUUAGCCCUGGAGAGGCUUCACCUGCUGUCCAGCAGUGCAGGGCCAGAAAGAAGAAUCGCCCCUUCUCAAAUGGGGAGGGGGCCAUCCCAGGACUCACUGCAGAGCAGGAAGGGGCUCCCAGAAGAACUGACUGUGCACAUCCAAGUGGCCACCACUUCCACUUCCAGCCACCCCUCUCUUCCUGCUUUGGAAAUGGGAGAACCGACCUUGCUCUCCAGGAAGAGAGAUUCCUCGGGACCAGAGUUCUCUGUGCUGCCUUUCUCCAGGACACCGGCUUACUCCCCUCCACCAGACCUUUUCUCCCCUUCUGAAGGCAUGGAGGAGCUCAAAAACUCUACUGAUCUCCAAAGCCCCUCAGUCAGUCAGACAGAGAGUACGCAUGUUGCCACCACGUUCACUGAUGGUGUCGCAAGGAUGCUUCAGUCUCUAACUGUCAGUCUGGGACCUAUAAACGAGACAGAGGGUUUCCCUGAACACCCCAAAGUUGCCACAACUUCCGUCUCAGUCCCUUCUUCACCUUCUGCGGUGGAAUUGAGAAGAAACAGCAGAGUAACUGGGACUCCAGGGGAUGGGGAAUUCAUGGAGCCAUCCACUGACAGUGAACUUGGAGUUACAUCUUUACACUGGCAAAAUGAUUCCCCAACCUUUGGAGGACAUCCGCUCACCAGCAGCUCUGAGGCAGAAAAUGGAAGUUCUGUGUCUCAGACUGAGACUGUAUCUAGGUCAGUCCCAUCCGUCAGCAGUGGAGAGAGCACAGCACGCUGGUUCUUGACCAACAACAAGACAUUUGCAGAUGUGACAGGAAGUUCUGCUUUGUAUUCUGAAGUUGUGAAUGCUUCGGUUUUGACCCAGUUCUUGAACUCUGCUCGACAGUCCGGAGGAAAUAACACAGCAUUGGGUGAUAAAAGUCACUCAGAGUCUUUGUCUACAUCUUCCUCAGAAAGCCUAGAUUCCUCAGCACCACGUGGAGAACGUUCGACUGUGGAAGAGAGCAGGCCGCACACCUCGGCCACCAUCACUGGAAGCGGAGAGCGCACGGGGCGGUCUGUCCCCCUCGGCAAUGCCAGCACGACCUCCGGAGAGGUGGGGAGCCCGGCAGCAACGGUGUCCCGGGAAGCAGAGCAUGCCCCUCAGCGCACGGGAGCCACCGACCACACGGGCCUGGUUGCCGCGCCUGCCCUCGGAGUCACUGGAAUUAGCAACAGUCAAGUGAGUGGCACAGAUCUUGAACAGAAGACUUCCAGUGGCCACACUGAUCACACCUACCUUUCAUCUACUUUCACUAAAGGAGAACGGGCGUUACUGUCCAUUACGGAUAACAGUUCCUCCUCGGAUGUCCAGGAGAGCUCAACCUCUCAUAUUAAUGUCUCAGACUCUUCGCAUUCAGACUAUUUUUCCUCUUCUCAUGCUCAGACUGAAAGAAGUAACACCUCAUCCUUGGAUGGGGAAUACACACAGCCUUCCACCGAGUCACUGGUUCCGCAGACGUCCACCCUUCCGUCCUACACAUCUACCAUUAUUAAUAUGCCACAUACUUUGGUUCUUCUGGAUGCUGAUGCUGGAUCUGUUGGUGACUCUUCUUCUUCAGGGCCCCCUUUGCCUCUGCCCUCAGUGUCACAGUCUCACCAGUUGUUCUCACCAACCUUACCAUCCACCAGGACGUCUGCACAUCCCCUGAAGUCCACCUCUGAGGCCUACGUGCCUUUGCCUUCCUCACCAUCGCCUGUACCCGUAUCUGUGACAGCAUCUACCCCUGCCCCACUACCUGUCCCACAAACAGCCUCACCCCGUUCAUCUUCUACCACAGUCCUGCCCAGGGCGAGGGAGACGCCUGUGACUUCAGUUCACACAUCGACAGUGGCAGAGCACCAAAGUUGUCAAACAGCAGACCCUAAGAACCAGGGCACCCCACACCAAGAGAAAAUCAUUACAGAGUCAGAGUCACCGAGCUUGGUGUCUCUGCUCACAGAGUCUACCAAAGCUGUAACACUGAGCUCUCCUUCAGGGGUCCCUUUGCCCCCAGCCCUAACAGAGUCCUCCACCAAGCAAACCCUUCCAGCCGGGAGCACGAGCUUAGACCAAAUGUUUCCAGCUUUGACAGCCACCACUUUUGAGACCUCUCAUCCACCCAUCACCACUCCUGGCACUCCACCAAGCACAGUAGCUCUGACCACUGGCCCUGUAGCUGUACAGACCACAGCUGGAAAACAACUCUUGCUGACCCAUCCUGAAAUUCUAGUGCCACAAAUCUCAACCGAAGGUGGUGUCACCACAAAAAGGAACCCAGUGCAUACAGAUGCUACCACCCAAUUGAUCCCUCCAACCAGCAUACCCACAUCAGCAAAAGAACUGACCACAAGGCUUGGUGUUACAGAAGAGUACAGCCCAGCUUCACGUUUCUUCAGAACAUCUCCUCCCCAAACCACCGAUGUUCCCAUGACUGAAGUGUUGGCUUCUAAAUCUACUGCCUUGGCUACUCAGAGCAGCACACAGUCACCAACAGCAUUGUCAUCUCCGUCCUCAGUCAACAGCUGUGCUACAAACCCUUGUCUUCAUGAUGGAGAAUGCAUUGUGGACCUCAGCAGUCGUGGCCAUCGAUGCAUGUGCUCACCUUCCUGGCAAGGGGAUGACUGCAGUGUGGAUGUGAACGAGUGCCUCUCAAACCCCUGCCCACCCCUGGCCAUGUGCAACAAUACUCAGGGAUCCUUUAUCUGCAAAUGCCCUGUUGGGUACCAGUUAGAAAAAGGAAUAUGCAAUUUGGUUAGAACCUUCGUGACAGAGUUCAAAUUAAAGAAGACUUUUUUUAAUACUACCGUGGAGAAACAUUCAGACCUACAUGAAUUUGAAAAUGACAUCACUAAAACAUUAAAUGUGUGUUUUUCAACGUUACCUGGUUAUAUCCGAUCCACAGUUCAUGCCUCUAGGGAGUCCAGUGUGGUGGCCAUCUCACUGCAAACCACCUUUUCUCUGGCCUCCAAUGUGACGUUGUUUGACCUGGCCGACGGGAUACAGCAAUGUGUCAACUCCUGCAGGUCCUCUGCUGAAGUCUGCCAGUUCUUGGGAUCUCAGAGGCGGAUCUUUAGAGCGGGCAGCUUGUGCAAGCGAAAGAGUCCCGAGUGUGACAAAGAGACCUCUAUCUGCACUGACCUGGACGGUGUCGCACUGUGCCAGUGCAAGUCGGGCUACUUUCAGUUCAACAAGAUGGAUCACUCCUGCCGAGCAUGUGAAGAUGGAUAUAGGCUUGAAAAUGAAACCUGUAUGAGUUGCCCAUUCGGCCUUGGUGGUCUCAACUGUGGGAACCCCUAUCAGCUCAUCACUGUGGUAAUUGCAGCAGCAGGAGGUGGGCUUCUCCUUAUCCUGGGCAUUGCACUGAUAGUUACCUGUUGCAGAAAGAAUAAAAAUGACAUAAGCAAACUCAUCUUCAAAAGCGGAGAUUUCCAAAUGUCCCCAUAUGCUGAGUACCCCAAGAAUCCUCGUUCUCAAGAAUGGGGCCGAGAAGCUAUUGAAAUGCAUGAGAAUGGAAGUACCAAAAACCUCCUCCAGAUGACUGAUGUGUACUACUCGCCCACAAAUGUAAGGAAUCCUGAACUUGAACGAAAUGGACUGUACCUGGCCUACACUGGAUUGCCGGGAUCACGACAUUCCUGCAUUUUCCCUGGACAGUAUAACCCAUCUUUCAUCAGUGACGAGAGCAGGAGAAGAGAUUACUUUUAAGGCCAGGAGAGAUGGAGAGACCAUUGCUCUGAGCCAGUCACCUGGGGUCUCUGUCGCUCAGAGGGACUGCCCCAGGAAGGGGCACCACACACUGGCUGCUCCCAGGACUUGUUGGAGCCACACUUGAGUGGCAGGCAGAAAGGGGGACAGGAAUGAGGGGCAUGACCACAGUGGAAGGAGACACAUGGAUGUGGACCACAGGCUGCUUAUUUGGCACCUUUGCUGUUACUGUGAACGUGAACGUGGACCAGUACCAGGAGAGUCUCUCUGAGUGACUGCCACAUGGCACUGGCACUAGGGGUGACUCUUAGCCAAGGUAGAUCAGUAGGUAUCAUUGCAAAAACCCAGUUUUCCCUUAGUUUGCACUUUAGUAAAUUGGGUAUGGAGGCUUACUUUGGGAUUUGUGUCAAGACUGUUCCAGAAAGAAGCCUUCUUUACCUGAAACACAUCUGUAGGCCACAAUUUGGUGAUGAAUUUGCAGCAAAGUACGGGCUCGUUAGUCAUUUUCCUGCCUGUUGCUUACGUGCUAAACAACAGAUGAUGAGGAACAUACCACUAAGGUCUGAAGACGCUGCAGCUGAAUGUACAGUGUUAUCGUGUUUCUAGGUUGUCUCAUGCUACAG